AACAAAACCAAAAAAAGUCACUCGUAGAGAGAGAGAAAAAGAAAUGGUGGUGGAAAGCCGAGAGUGGUUCCUAUCUUCUUACGCGGCGGACGGCGUUCCUACUUCGGAGCACCUGAAACUCCGAUCAGUAAAACUAUCGCUUGAUGAGACUUCCAUCCCGGAAAACUUCGUCGGAAUUCAGCUUCUUUGGAUCUCCGUCGAUCCUUAUCUCCGAUCAAGAAUGACCGGCCACAUGGACGGUCUCCAUUUUCCUCAGUUUUCACUCGGCCAGGUAAUAUCUGAAUAUGGGAUAGGAAGAGUAAUUGGGUCAAAAGAUAGUAAAUUUACAGAGGGUGAUAUUGUGAUAAAUCCAUUUAUGCCCUUGUCGGAGUAUUCUAUCGUGCCCAAUACUUUCCUUAGAAAGGUUGAUCCGGAUAAUGAUAUGCCCUUGCCGGAAUAUCUUAAUGCUCUUGGAAUUCCUGGCCUGACUGCGUGGGUGGGAAUAGAGCUGGUAGGGGAGGCAAAGCAAGGCUUAAACGUUUUUGUUUCCGCCGCUGCCGGAGGAGUUGGAAUGUUCGCAGGUCAGUUAGCUAAACUCAAAGGUUGCCGGGUCAUCGGAAGCACAGGUUCGAACGAAAAGGUUAAGAUGUUGAAAGAAGAGCUUGGAUUCGAUGAUGCAUUCAACUACCAUGAAGAAACCGAUUUUGAUGCAGCUUUGAACAAGUAUUUUCCAAAUGGCAUUGACAUUUACUUCGACAAUGUUGGGGGGAAGAUGCUAGAAGCGGUACUCAAUAAUGUCAAUAAGGGCGCGAAAAUUCCACUGUGUGGCAUGAUAUCGGAAUACAAUAAGGCGUGGACAGACAGAGACGGGGUGAGGAACCUUCUAAACCUAGUCGGUAAAGAAGUGAAGAUGCAAGGGUUCAUUAUUGGUUCGUAUUUAAACCACUUGGGACAAUUUGAAAUGGAUAUGCAAGAGUACAUAAAGGCUGGAAAAAUAAAAUCCAAAACCAUGAUUAAUAUUGGCAUUGAGAGUUUCUUGGAGAGUUUUGCUUCAAUUUUCUCGAGCUCUAAUGUGGGAAAAGUUGUAAUUCAUGUGGCGGAAUAGAUAAUAUCAGAAGAAAUCCCCAAUAAACCAUUUUUAUGUGAAGACUGGAUUCUUAUAAUAUUAUGUUUGGAUUUUAUGAAAUUUUAUUCUCUU
Impatiens glandulifera is the source of this 1177-nucleotide messenger RNA. Its product is annotated as 2-alkenal reductase (NADP(+)-dependent)-like. The record is from RefSeq and is a predicted model, not a curated record. The transcript has 6 exons. NCBI's taxonomy places the organism in Eukaryota, Viridiplantae, Streptophyta, Magnoliopsida, Ericales, Balsaminaceae. Gene Ontology annotation, molecular function: 2-alkenal reductase [NAD(P)H] activity. Bases 44 to 1084 code for a protein of 346 amino acids.